AUUUAUUAUGUUAUCUUAAUCAAGUUUAACUCCAACAACUUAAGCUAAGUUAGCUUUAGUAAUAUAAGCAAUAGCACAAAAUGAAUUAUUAAGUGAAAAAAAGAAACAAAGAUUGGCUUAAAUACAAAUGUUCAAUCCUGAAGUUGGUAUAUAAGUAUGUUAAUAUAAACAGCAUUUCUAAGAAUAGAUUAAAGAAGAAUUGGAUUGUUAGGUCAUUCUGAUAUCCUUGAAUUUUUGUAGGAUAAUAAGGUUUCACAUUCUUAGUUUGAAGCAGCUUACUUAUUUAAGAAAAUAGAUUGGGAUAGAGAUGGAAGAAUAAAAUUAGGAGAGUAAUAUAAUAAUCUAAUUAUAGUUUCAUUUAAUAUAUAAUUACUAAAAGAAAUUCUACUUUAAAAGAAAUAGUAAAAGCUAGAUAAACAUAUCCAAUAGAAGUUGGAAUGUUAUUGCCAACAGAAAUAGAAAUGGGUUUAGCAGAUGUAUUUGCAUAAGAGAUUGAGAACUAUAGAGUGAUAAAUGCAGCAAGAUAGUCUUUGGUGAAUUCGUUAGACUUUUCUACAUUAGAAGCUUUUAAGACAUUAGAUUUAUUUAAUUAAGGUUAUUUAACAAAGGAGACACUAUCAUUAUUUAUGUAAAGAUAAAGUGCUCCUUUAUUAAAUGAUGAGGUGAUAUCAUUUUUUGAUGCAGUAGAUCUAGAUUAAGAUGGGAAAAUAUCAUAUAGUGAGUUGGUAGAAGCAGUACAUUUAAUGGAGCCAUUACCUUAUAGAACAAAUGUUAUAAGAGAUAAUGAAUUUGCAAAAGCUGUUGAAAACAAUAGAUCUUUAGAAAGACUAUAAUUGUCUUAAUAUCCUUAUUAUUUUUAUCCUUAUUAUCCAUAUUAUUAUCCUUACUAUUAUCCAAAUUUAAGAUUAGAAAAUGUUAGACAAAGAGAAGACUCACUUGAGAGAUUAAGAAAAUCAAAACUCUAAUAAAUUUAGAGUGAAACUAGAAUAAUUUAAUUAGAAAACUAAAAAAGAUUGAGUUAAGAGAGAUAAAGAAGUGCAGAGAGAGUUAGAUAAAUAUAGGAAGAAAGUUUAUUAAGAUAAGCACAAAUAGAAGAAUAAAAUAGACUUAGAGAAUUAGAUAGAUUGAGAGAUGAAGAUUUAAGAAGAAGUAGAGAAAGAAUAAGAUUAGUUGAAAAUGAAGCAAUAUUAAGAAAACUUGAAAUAGAAGAGAGAGCUAGAGAAAUUGAAAGAGAAAAUAGAUUAAUAGCAUUAGAAAGAGAAUAAAGAAUUAGAUAAGCAGAAUUAGAAAGAGACAUAGUAGAGAGUUAAGUUAAUUUAAGAAACUUAGAAAGAAACAACAGUUUAGAAAGAUUAAGAUAAUUAGAAGCGAUUAGAUAAAGAGAGAUUGACUAAUUAUAAACUAGCAAUACUUUAGCAUAUUCUCCAUAUUAUUCAACAUACAUAUCUCAUGUACCUUAAUAUGAAAGAGCUUUAUAAAAAUAUCCAUUUUCAUUAAUAGAUUCUAUUAAUGCAUUUAAGUAAAGAUUAAUAAUAUAUGUUAGCACAAUAAAAAGAUAUUCCCCAACAAAAACUAAUUCUCUUGUUUAAUCAACUAUUUAUGAAAGUCCAAGCAAAAUAAAGAAAUAAGAAUUUAAAUAAAAAUGA
This is a messenger RNA of Paramecium sonneborni, 1646 nucleotides long. Lineage: Eukaryota; Ciliophora; Oligohymenophorea; Peniculida; Parameciidae. The record is from the annotation of a GenBank genome assembly.